CUCUCUCUCUAAUUCUUGAAUGUUCUCUUUCAGCCAUUGGAAGAAGUAGAAGAAAUUAAAAAGGGAUUAUGUCAUUUAAGUCUUGUGUACUUUGAGAGAAGAGGCUGAAGUAUAUUUGUUGGAGAAGUUCAUCAUUUCCUGUAAUGGUAAUAACUACCAAGCCCCAGACACUUAGGAUGUAUGACUCUCAGCUUUUGAAAUCCAAAUCCAGUUCAUUAUGGGGCACAGGAACCAAGUCAGAGGGUAUAGAAACUUCCCAAGAGUCUACAAGUGGACAAUCUUUUUCAUAUAGAUUCCAACUUGAAGAGGAUGUAAGAAGAUUGCAACUUCAACUCCAAGAAGAAGUGGAGUUGCAUACUUUCUUAGAGAGCCUCUUGGAGAAGGAUCCUUGGGAGAUAUCUUCUUCUUGUAGUGUUCCACAUCCUGCUCAAGAACUUAUUUCCAAUAUAGCCACGCUAGAGACUGCAGUCACCAAGCUCGAGCAAGAAAUGAUGUCACUGAAUUUCCAAAUUAGCCAAGAACGUAACGAGAGAAGACUAGCUGAAUAUCAUUUGACACAUAUGGCUUCUCCACCAGAUUCCUCUUCUUCCUUGAUAUAUUUGGAUUCUGAAUCACAUCAAUCAGGAGAAGACAGUCCACGUCAAGACCAACCAGUCCAAAACCAAGAAUCUUCUUCUGAAUCAUCUCCCACAGAAUCAACCGUUGAGGUAUUGGACCCAAGUAAUCAACAUCUUGAGAAGAAGCAAAUGAGAAAGACAAAUGCAAGGAAGCUACCUAGAGGAAUGCCACCUAAGUUCAUGUGGGAUCACCCUAAUCUAUUAUCUGAAGAAAUGGUGAGAUGUAUGAAGAACAUCUUCAUGUCGCUUGCUGAUCCGACAGCAACUUCAAAAGCAUCCUCAAACGAGAGCCAGCUCUCACCGGUGUCAGUAUCACCACGUGGGCAUCUAUCAAGCUCAUCAUCCUGGUGGCCAUCAACAGAACGGUCAAUGAUCUCUUCAUGGGUGCAAAGCCCCCAAAUAGAUAUCCAAAACAACACUGAUGUCUUGGCCACAGGAAACGUCUUUGACCCUUAUAGAGUUCGUGGGAAGCUGAGCUGGGCAGAGAUUGGGAGCUACAGUUUGGCGUCUGAGGUUUCUUGGAUGUCUGUUGGGAAGAAACAGUUGGAAUAUGCUUCCGGGGCACUGAGGAAGUUUAGGACACUGGUGGAGCAACUUGCUAGAGUGAACCCAAUUCAUUUGAGCUGCAAUGAGAGGCUAGCUUUCUGGAUUAACCUUUACAACGCGUUGAUCAUGCAUGCGUAUUUGGCUUAUGGUGUCCCUAAAAGCGACUUGAAGCUCUUCUCCUUGAUGCAAAAGGCUGCUUAUACGGUUGGAGGGAACUCAUACACUGCAGCGGCAAUGGAGUAUGUGAUACUGAAGAUGAAACCUCCUACUCACAGACCACAAAUUGCACUGCUUCUUGCUAUUCACAAGCUGAAAGUAUCAGAAGAACAACGCAAGGCAAGCAUUGAUACUCAUGAACCUCUUCUCGCCUUUGCCUUAAGCUGUGGAAUGUACUCUUCCCCUGCGGUGAGGAUCUACACAGCGAAAGGAGUGAAAGAAGAGCUACUAGAAGCUCAAAGGGAUUUCAUACAAGCAUCAGUAGGGCUGAGCAGCAAAGGGAAGCUCUUGGUACCCAAAAUGGUUCAUUGCUACGCCAAGAGUUUGGUGGAGGAUUCGAACUUGGGGGUGUGGAUAGCGAAGUACCUCCCUCCACAUCAAGCAGCCUUUGUGGAACAGUGCAUCUCUCAGAGAAGACAAAGCCUUCUCCCCUCACGUAACUGUGGAAUACUCCCCUUUGAUUCUCGUUUCAGAUAUCUGUUCCUCCCCGACCACAACAACAACUCCUCUAAGUAAUAAGCUCUUAAAAGCUCUGUUGUGUCUGUAAAAAGCCUGUCUGACUUCAUAAGAACCAAGAGACAUAGAAAGCUGUGUUCAUCAUCAUGAUCAUUAUUAUUCCCAAUUUAGCUUUGGGGCUUAUCAGUGUACAUUUUAAAAAUAAAAUAUAUGUGAAAAGAAUGUUGUUGCAAAUCUUACAAAUAAAUUUAUUA
This is a messenger RNA of Brassica rapa (field mustard), 2089 nucleotides long. RefSeq lists its product as uncharacterized. The record is from RefSeq and is a predicted model, not a curated record. NCBI's taxonomy places the organism in Eukaryota, Viridiplantae, Streptophyta, Magnoliopsida, Brassicales, Brassicaceae.